AUGUAAGUGUUUAUAAAUAGAUUUUAGGAAAAUUGAAAUCGAAACUAGUUUAUCUAACAAAUAUGGCGACACAGGGACAAAAACGAUCUUAUCCCAACGAAACCGAAAGUGGUGAAUCUGAUUUAGAUGAAGACGCAUUGCUUGCUGAGGAUGAAAAUGACGAUGACCUAGCCGAUGUUUUCCAAAAAGCAUCACUCUCAGAUGAAGAAGAAGAUGAUGAUGAGUCUAUAGUGAAAACAGGAAAUGUGCCUGUGGAGAGAGGUCUAAAUCUUAGAGAAUACCAAAAAGAACUAGCUGAAACCGCCAUUCUAGGACAGAAUACAAUCAUCCAUGCUGCAACUGGAGCUGGUAAAACAAGAAUUGCGUUUUACAUUGUUAAGAAUCAUCUUGAUAAAAACCCACAAGGGAGAGUUGCUUUAAUGGCGGACAAGACAUUUCUUGUAAAUCAACAUUUUGCAGCUUUAAAUAAAGUAAUGCCAGAGUAUAAGGAAAAAACAUUGUGUAUGAGUGGCCAGAAAGAGAAAAGCGGACAGUUACAUAUGUUGGUUGAAGGGCAUAGUAUUAUAAUUCUGACACCAGCUCUGAUAGAAAACACCAUCCGACGUCAUGACGCUAACUUUAUGUCGAAAUUCACACUGCUGAUAUUCGAUGAAUGUCAUCAUACACAGAAAAAGACAAAUUACAACCGUUUGAUGACGAGGUAUCAUGUACUGAAAAGUCAAGGCAAGACACCACUACCACAGAUUCUUGGUCUCACGGCUACGUUAGGGACCAAUAAAGCAAACAGCGUAGAAAAAGCUAAAGAACACGCUCUCACAGUUAUGGCAAAUUUAGAUGUCUCUAAGAUAUCAACCGUUGUAAAGAAUCAAGAAGAAUACAAUAAAUUUCGGAAAGACGUUGUUAUUGAUAAGAUAGUUCUCUCGGAUGAUGCAGGGCACGACAAAGUCCAUUGUUGUAUUACAGAAUGCAUGAGAAAAACAACGGAUAUUCUUUGUUCCAACACAGAUACAGAUACAACGAAGUAUUCUGGAGAUGUCGAUUAUGAAAACCUUAAAGCUGCUUUACGAAAGAGAGACUUAGUGAAUACGAAUGACCAACAGUAUUUAACGUGGAUAGCGGAACUUUCAAAUGCUGCAGAUCUUUUAAUGGGAAGGGAACGUGACUUAGCUCAUAGUGUGAGGAUUGGGGCAAACUAUCUAAAGAUAUAUUGGGAGGCUUUGAAUAUAAACGAUCAGCUGACAGGGCAGUAUGCAGUGACCUCUCUGGAUAGGAAGUUUAAAAACGAGAAUCUGGGAAAAUAUGCUAGCUCAAAGAGCUCCUCAGAAAUAGAAUACAGUGUACUUGCGGAAGGUUUGAUGUCUGACAUGUCCAAUAUGAGCACAGACCAAAGUCUAGAAGGAAAAUCUAUCAACAAGCUGCUGAAGAAACUUCAAGAAUAUUGCAAUGAAAUGAAAGAGAAUGCCAGAUAUAUUGUGUUUGUUGGUACACGUGAGAUAUCAGAAAUGCUGGCAGACCUGCUGAAAACAAAACAUUUUAAAUGUUCCUGCUUUACUGGAUCAAGUGCAGCUUCAGAAGUUGGAGGCACAAGCAGAAAUGAGCAAGAAAAGAUUGUUGAAGAUUUCAAAAAAGGGAUGAUAAAUGGAAUAAUUGCAACAACUAUUUUAGAGGAGGGUUUUGAUAUACCUGAUUGCGAUAUGGUAUUUGGUUACAAUUAUGUUGGAAACGAAAUCUCGAUGCGUCAAAGUGCAGGUCGAAUUCGCAAAAAGGAAGGUCAACAUGUUGUCUUGUCAAAACAAAAGGAUAUGAUAAGAGGAAGUAUUAACGUUCAGCGAGGACGGUUGAUGGAUGAAGCAUUAAAUUCAAUUGUUUCUAUGUCUGAAAAAGAUAUCAAGGAUAUUAUCACCACAGAACAAAGAAGAAUUGUCCAGACUGAGCUAGCAAAACAACAAAAUGUUGCAAAAGUUCCAAAACUCGAUACAAGCCUUUAUAAAUUGAUAUGCAAGAAGUGCGGUAAAUUCGAGGUAAACUGCAAUGAUCUGCGAUCAAUUCAAGACCAACAUCAUGUUGUUAUUCAGCCUGAUAUCUGGACAAAGGUCAGAGUAAGAUCCUUUCCAAGAAACCCGCCACGAUUUGCCGAGGAAAUCAUUUGCGAAGGAAGAUUGUUUGGCGGUGGUGGAAAUGACGGUUGUCCUCAUGAAAUAGGUGUAGUUGGUACUUUUAGGGGAGCCAGACUACCAUUUCUAUCGUAUAAAUUCCUGCUCAUCAAAGACAAAACAUCUCUGACGACCAGGCCAAUUACAAAAUGGGCUGAUGUUCCUUUCAAAAUUCACCCAAUAAAUGAUCCUGAGGACCUGACCACCAUGCAAAAUUGUAAACAAUGACACAAACGAAGUACCACUAUACGUCUCUUAAAUAUAUCACGUAGUAUUUACCACACUCUUGUGAUAUGUUUUAUUGAAAGUGACUUCGCAUGAAACAUAACAUAAACCGACUUUGAAAUGUUCUUAAUAGACAUUUAAAAACGUAACGUAUCAGAAGGUAUUGAGAAUUCAUUAAACAUUUAAUGAUAAAUAUUUGUAUAUUGACUAUUUUCACUCUAUGUAACAGUCGUUUGGUUGCUAUUUUUAUAUUAUUUUUGUUGGUAAAAGGGAGAUAACUAGGUUGUGUGCAGAACUUUCUAAACAAGUAUCGAUAGCAUUUCUUGUUUUAAUAAGGUUUAUAUGAUAGAUAAUGGCUGACUCAAAAGCUUUUGUUUAGAAAAAAGAUACCAAUAUUGAGUGCAUCGUUGUAAAUAAAUGCACGGUUAGGGUUCAAAUGCGUAGGAAUAUAAAUCAUCGAAAUAAAACAUCAUUGUAUAUGAAUUUGAUUGAAAUUGGAAAUAUUUGAUAAAAAUGAAUUAAUAUCUAGUAGAAAUACUCUCCUUUGUAAUUAUAAAUAUGCAUGAUAACUGCUAGGACAUAACUCUUUGUAAACAAUGUACAUAUCUUUUAAAAUAAUUUUUUCAUCAUAAAUAUAUUGUGACGUCGUGUUGUGAUGACGUCAUGAGGUAAAGCGUCUGACGUUACGAUACGAAAUUCAUUUUGAUGAUUAUACUUUAGAAUUUAUGUAUUUUUUCGUUUGUUCAAUCAACUUUAAUUUUGUCUCUUCACAUUCAUAUUAAGAUUUAACGUUUAUUGUGAAUGAAAUUGCUGUCCGUCGACCAUUUACAGUUUAAAAUAAACAGAACAUGUCCCAUCUUCAAGUUUAUCGUGUCCGGUAACAUCGGAAAAUUCAGUAAUAAACUUACACGAAUUUAUUAUUCUGUUUAUCAUAUUCCAAAAAUUAAGACUGUUUGAAGUGAAAAAUAACCCUUUUUUAUUAUUGAUACGCGCUAACAUAUUGCGCGUGUUAACGCUAUGUUUAUAUAACGCAAAAGACGGCAAAUGUAACGUUAAAAUACGGCCGUUUAUACCAUAUAAACGGAGUUGUAGAAACGGCACGGGGUAUGUGAUAAAACAGCCUUUGCUUGUUUCUAAUACAACUGAUUUAGAACCUAUUACGUAAGACAACUUUGGUAUUUUUCUCCAGUUUAUAUUACAUUGGAAUGGAUGAUUUUUCAGGAUCAAUAUCAUAUUUCUCAUGUGAUUUGAUAGUAGUGCCGUGCAAUGACACAAAACGAAUUAUGAUGUCUUUUACGUUGAGAUAGGCUACAUCAUGAAGAUAAAUGUCAAUGAUUGAGACAAUAAUUUGAUAAAUAGACAACAUGGCUCCGGGAAUCUGCACAACGCAGCGUCGGUUUUGUUGUCAUGAAUGUUUUAAGACGGAAAAAGAAAAGUUGCUUGAUAUUUUAUUCCCUUU
Messenger RNA from Ruditapes philippinarum (Manila clam), 3837 nucleotides. Its product is annotated as interferon-induced helicase C domain-containing protein 1-like. Bases 63 to 2381 code for a protein of 772 amino acids. The transcript is spliced from 12 exons. Gene Ontology annotation, cellular component: cytoplasm. The record is from RefSeq and is a predicted model, not a curated record. NCBI's taxonomy places the organism in Eukaryota, Metazoa, Mollusca, Bivalvia, Venerida, Veneridae. Gene Ontology annotation, molecular function: nucleic acid binding; ATP binding.